Messenger RNA from Rotaria sordida, 1191 nucleotides. The record is from the annotation of a GenBank genome assembly. Lineage: Eukaryota; Metazoa; Rotifera; Eurotatoria; Philodinida; Philodinidae.
AUGAAAAAAACAAAAGAUGAUUAUAGAAAAUUAUAUGUUGAUACAAUUAUCGAUGCUGUUAAACAAAUUGAUAAAGGAAAUAAUCGACCAUUUGUUACUUCGUCACCAUCAAAUGGACUUGAAACAAUAAUUGAAAAUUAUAUUGCUAAGGAUCCUCAAGAUCCACUUUAUGGUGAUGUUCAUUUUUAUGGAUAUCAGGAUGAUUCAUGGGAACCAACAACAUAUCCAAUAACUCGUUUUCUAUCUGAAACAGGUAUUCAAUCAUUACCAAGUUUAGAUACAUGGUAUGAAACGACAAUGAAUUCAUCGGAUUUAAAUUUUAAUAGUUCAUUUAUUUUACAUCGUGAACAUUCAGAAAAUCAAUUGACUGCAAUGAUGAAACAUAUUGAAAAUAAUUUACCAUUACCAGUAACAAAUGAUUCAUUAAGAAAUUUUGCUCAAUUAAUUUAUUUAAGUCAAAUAAAUCAAGCUAUGACAUUAAAAAGUAUAAGUGAUCUUUGUCGACUUCAUUCAUCAACAGAUAUGAUUAAUCCAAAAACAGGUCAAGGUCAUACCAUGGGCUUAAUGUAUUGGCUAAUAAAUGAUAUUUGGCAAGCACCAACAUGGGCAACAAUUGAAUAUGGAUUAAAAUGGAAAAUGAGUCAUUAUUAUGUUGAUCAUAUGUAUGCACCUGUUUAUUCUAUUGCUAUGCUUACACCUUAUUUAGCUAAUGUUACAGAUGAAAAUGCUCAAGUUUCAUUUUAUGUUAUUAAUGAAUUACUUAAUGAUACACGUGGUGAUUUAAUAUGUUCAAUUUAUACAUUAGAUACAUUAUCACCUCGUUUAUCAUUUGGAAAUGAUAUUUUAUUUACUUCACCUGAUGUACAAAAUAUUAUGAGUUUUCCUUAUUCAUUAUUAAUGAAACGUGUUGAUUGUAAAGAUAAUUCUCCAUGUAUAAUUCAUUGUUUAUUAAAUCAUAAUCAACAUCAAAUAGGACAAACAUUAUUUUUAAAUCGACCAAAAAAUUAUCAAGUAUUAAAUCCUAAUUUACAAAUUGAAACUAAUGUAACUGGUUAUUUUUCACGAAAUGGAUUUCAUAUGUUUCAACCAAGAAUGACUAUUAAUUUUCAUUCAUGGAUACCAAUUAAAGAUUUUGAUAAAGAUAAUUUUGAUAUACGUCAUACUUCAUUGUUUGAUGUUACAUUACCAUAA